Molecule: messenger RNA, 1328 nt
Organism: Bursaphelenchus xylophilus (pine wood nematode)
Lineage: Eukaryota; Metazoa; Nematoda; Chromadorea; Rhabditida; Aphelenchoididae
Source: the annotation of a GenBank genome assembly
AUGAAAGCGCCGGGUUGGCGCCCCACUUUCAAGUGCUUCCACUGGACCUUAUCGUUGGCUGGCGCACUUCUCUGCUUAAUAAUCAUGUUCAUCAGCAACUGGAAGUUUGCGAUCUUGGCGAUUGCAAUGGGCGUGGUCGUCUACAAGUAUAUCGAACUAAAAGGCGCUGAAAAAGAAUGGGGCGAUGGAUUGUAAGGACUGAAAUUGUCAGCAGCUAGAUAUGUGCUGUUAUCGGCCAGUCAGGGGCAAGAACAUCAUUCUAGGAAUUGGCGGCCACAGUUGUUGGUGCUGUAUGCACAUAAGAUGUUUUACUGCGAGCAAGAGGAUCUGGAUGCGAGGAGAAGACGAUUUGCUCGGAUUUGUCAGUCAAUUGAACGCUGGAAAAGGGCUCAGAGUAGUGAUCGAUUGUAUUGAAGGAGUUUAUGGACAAAAGGCAAAGGAGGCUUGUGUAAGUCUGGGGCAUGAAAACUUUAGUUGACAAUUUGCAAGCGUUGGAAAUGGCUAAAUUUGAAUUUUUUUUGUCUCGCACUGUGCAGGGGCAGUCGAAGUACUAAACGAUUUUUGUCGGUAAGACAGUAAAGUAUCAUGCCCCUAUUCCAACCCUAGAGGCUUAAGACCGAGAUUUUUGAAUCGAAAGUUGAAAAAAUACCAGUUCAUGCGAAAAUUCGAAAAAAAUGUAGAAUUUUUGCAUGAAACUUUCAUGCCUAUUUCUGGCAUAGAGGGUAGUGUUUCCACAAAAAGAAUAAUUUUUCCGUUCAAAACUGGCUAAAAAAGCAUUCUUCUAUCUUUCCGCUCCUAGCGUUUGCGUGACCUAUAAGAGAGCAGUGAAUAUCUCGACUAUUCCUGCAAAGCGCGACCUAAAAUUUCGUGAAAAGCAAUUUGGUUUUGCCGCGACGCAAUUCAUUUUCUCUUCGGCGAUGCGAAUUUCAAUGCGACAGAGUGUUCGUUGUUUUCCCUACAGACUGAAAGAAAAAAAGCAAUUUGAAUUGAACUCCUAAUCUCAACCGUUCCAGUCCGAACGUCAAGCCCUUCUCAUCCAACUGCAAGAACACAAAAUCAAAGGCUUUGCGGAGGUGAUCGUUGCCGAAAACUAUAACGCCGGCGUCGAUUCACUUGUUCAAACCUCCACACUCGGAGACCUUCGACAUAACACCGUUUGCUGGCCCAACAAAUGGACCUCCUCCAAGUCCACGAACGAAGCCAACCGCUUCGUCAGCGUUUUGUGCAGCAUUGCGACCGCGAAAUGCGCAAUUCUAGAACAUCCGCAACUUCCCCGAAUCGAGCGAGAAAUUGACCGGCACUGCGGAUGUCUGGUGGAUUGUGCAUGA